Molecule: messenger RNA, 870 nt
Organism: Hibiscus syriacus
Lineage: Eukaryota; Viridiplantae; Streptophyta; Magnoliopsida; Malvales; Malvaceae
Product: ankyrin repeat-containing protein BDA1-like
Exons: 6
Coding region: 1-870 (289 amino acids)
Molecular function (GO): protein binding
Source: RefSeq, a predicted model, not a curated record
AUGGUUAAAAAAGGCCAUAAAGAGGUGGCGCCUUGCUUUUUGGAGAUCGAAAAAGAUCUUGUUCGUGUCAGAGGAAGGAAGAGUAAGACUCCUUUGCACUAUGUAAGUAAAGUUGCAAACCAGGACUUCUUUCUGGAUAGGUUUCUAGAGGCUUGCCCUGAUAGUAUCCUGGAUGUUACAACUCAAAAUAGCACUGCUUUGCAUAUAGCCGUGGAAAACAGAAGGCUAGAUGUUCUCCAAGUCCUACUUAGGACACUUAUGAAGACAGCCUAUCAUCGAGAAGUGGUGAAUCGAAAGGAUGAAAAUGGCAACACAGCACUGCACAUAGCAGCUAGCAGCAAUGAGGCCCAGAUGCUUAAACUACUAUUAAACUGCAAGGCUGAUAAGCAUGCCACUGAUCAAGCUGGUUUGACGGCACUGGGUGUUUCCCAACAACAUGGUUACACAGAAAGCAUUACUGGCGAGAACCGUAAUGCAUUACUGGUAAUUUUAGGAUUAAUGCUUCUAACUGCAACCUACCAAGCCACACUUAGCCCGCCUGGUGGUGUUUGGCAGGGUGGAAACGCCUCAAAGAAAUUGGGGAUAUCUGUCAUGGACCCUUCCCAGACAGCAGUUCAAGUGCUACUUGCUUUUCUUGCAGUAUGCUUUCACCAAUCAAUAUCUUUCAUUGUCCCAACCUCUUCAGCAUCAAUAAUUCUCUCUCCUCUCGGGGAUCGUUUUCAUCUUAAUGGCGUUCAUGUGUAUCGCAUAUCAAGUGUCGAAAUUCAGUGUUUCGAUAGUGGGAUGUUGGAUUUUACCAUUUCACUUCUCAGAUAUUGUUCAAGAACAUAUUCCGAAUCUCCUUGCAGCCACCAUUGCUCCUAUGAAUAA